Molecule: messenger RNA, 675 nt
Organism: Ramularia collo-cygni
Lineage: Eukaryota; Fungi; Ascomycota; Dothideomycetes; Mycosphaerellales; Mycosphaerellaceae
Product: related to peroxisomal membrane protein 4
Exons: 3
Coding region: 1-675 (224 amino acids)
Cellular component (GO): peroxisomal membrane
Source: RefSeq, a predicted model, not a curated record
AUGGCUACAACCAAGUCUUUUCAGGACUCCGUCAAUAAGAUCAUACUCGACCCCAAAUACCAUGAGCCUCUCACUCUCGUCAAGGCCAUACGCAAUGGUGUUGUCUAUGGAAUCCGGAUUCGCUUCCCACAUGCGCUCGUGCUGGUCUUCCUUUUCGGCUCUGGCACUAUGAGUGAAAAAAUAAGAAAGAUUGCCCGGUUGACUAGGCAACAUGCCCAGUGUCUUGCAAACUUCGCCUUUAUCUACAAGCUCCUCUGCAUGUUGCUAAAGCGUAUUAAUCGCGGCAAGCAAGAGCCUAGACACAGCUUUAUCGCAGGUCUUCUCAGCGGAUACUGGGUUUUCGGCCGCGACAAAGUAGCUUCUUCAAGCGUGGUGCAGCAAAUGGUAAUGUACGCGAUGGGUCGAGUUAUAAUGGGACUGGCUAGGUAUACUGUGCAGAUGCCGGAAGAGAAGACUACUACUAGAACUGGCGGAUAUGGGAAUAAAGACUGGCGGCGACAUCUUCGCCGUGCGGGCUGGCCGGUCACUGCCAGUUUUUGUUGGGCUACUAUCAUGUGGCUGUUCACAUGGCACCCCCAGCUGCUGCAGCCUACCAUGCGAAGCAGCUUGACAUACAUAUACGACAACGCCGAGAAAUGGGACAGCUUCGAAACUUUGCUGCUCAGGAACCAAUAA